This is a messenger RNA of Ictalurus furcatus (blue catfish), 1548 nucleotides long. It is a transcript of the gene gja5a, whose product is annotated as gap junction protein, alpha 5a. Bases 159 to 1388 code for a protein of 409 amino acids. The record is from RefSeq and is a predicted model, not a curated record. Lineage: Eukaryota; Metazoa; Chordata; Actinopteri; Siluriformes; Ictaluridae. Gene Ontology annotation, biological process: cell communication. The transcript has 2 exons. Gene Ontology annotation, cellular component: connexin complex.
AGAACCCCAAGUACCCCGGAGGAGCAGGAUAAGGACUUUCUUCCACAUCCUCAGGAAACGAGAGAAGGACCUGCUCUCAUACACAUUCAUCUGUUUGAUCGAGGCGGCAGUAGGACAGAGGCAGUCCGAGGGAGCAGAAGUGUAGACAGUGAGGAACCAUGGGGGACUGGAGUCUCCUUGGAAACUUCCUUGAGGAGGUGCAGGAGCACUCUACCUCAGUGGGGAAGGUGUGGCUCACUAUCCUUUUCAUCUUCCGCAUCCUGGUCCUGGGUACAGCAGCCGAGUCGUCUUGGGGCGAUGAGCAGUCUGACUUCAUGUGCGACACCCAGCAGCCCGGUUGCACCAAUGUCUGCUAUGACCGUGCCUUCCCCAUCGCCCACAUCCGAUAUUGGGUGCUGCAGAUAGUCUUUGUCUCCACACCCUCACUUAUCUACAUGGGCCAUGCCAUGCACACUGUGCGCAUGGAGGAGAAACGCAGGCGGCAGAAGCAGGAGGAGCGUGAGGCAGAUGAGGGAAGAGGGGAACCAGGAAGUGGCGAGAAGGACUACCUGGAGCAGAAGGAGAAGUCUUCUGAAACACCACACAAGAUUCGCUUAAAAGGCGCGCUGCUUCGGACUUACAUACUGAGCAUCCUGAUCCGCUUGGUCAUGGAAGUGGUCUUCAUUGUGAUCCAGUAUAUGAUGUAUGGCAUCUUUUUGGAGUCGUUGUACCACUGCAAUACUUUACCAUGUCCCAACCCAGUCAACUGCUACAUGUCACGGCCUACAGAGAAGAAUGUCUUCAUUGUGUUCAUGUUGGUCGUGGCAGCCGUGUCCCUAUUCCUCAGUGUUCUGGAGCUUUAUCACCUCGGCUGGAAGCAGUGCAAGAGUUGCUUCCGUAAGUAUGUUGAGAGCCGUGCCACUAUCGGCAACAAUGAAACCAACAUCAAAAGCGGCAAAGCUGUUUCUGCAGCCAUGCCAACUAACUUUCCAGACAGCUCCCAGUCACAUCCUGCCAACAACUGCACCCCACCUCCAGAUUUUAACCAGUGCUUAGCAUCAGGAAGAGGACCACCAUCACCUGGACAUGUUCAUCACCAUGUUCAUUCCAUCCACUCGGGUUACCAACCCUUCACCAAUCACUUAGCCCACCAGCAGAACUCGGUCAACCUGGCCACUGAGCGGCACUGCCAGCGCAGCCAUGAUGACCUGGAGGCAGGGGAGGAUUUCUUGAGGAUGAGCUAUGACCAUCGACCAGCCAUUGUGGCUUGUGUAAACAGCCCUGCUGAAGUGCUACCGAGUGCUCCUUCCACACCAACGUCCAACAGCAGCUUCAACAGAGACAAACGCUGCUUCAGUAGGACCAGUGGCUCCAGUAGCAGUAAAACACGGCCAGACCUAGCAGUAUGAUCGGGGUGUGGCCAGAUACAAGUGUAUUGUGGUGAAUGAGGAUUGUGUGAAUACAAUAUGGCCAAAAGUAUGUAGACACCUGAUCAUCACACCCAUAUGUGGGUCUUCCCCAAACUGUUGCCACAAACUUGGAAGCAGACAUUUGUCUAGAAUGCCUUUG